AUGUUUCAAAGUUAUGUCUUUUUUAUUAACACCGGUCGUAAAAUGGUACGGAAUCACAAUGGAUUGCCGGAACGUGGUUCCUGGUCAUCGAAACUCGAUUUCAUAUUAUCUGUUGUGGGUCUUGCUAUCGGACUUGGCAAUGUUUGGCGAUUUCCAUAUUUAUGCUAUAAAAAUGGUGGCGGUGCCUUCCUUAUACCAUAUUUCUUGACUCUAAUAUUGGCGGGAAUACCAAUGUUUUUUAUGGAAUUAGCGCUUGGACAGAUGCUAACGAUCGGUGGGCUGGGGGUUUUUAAGAUUGCGCCCAUAUUUAAAGGUAUUGGCUAUGCUGCUGCCGUAAUGUCUUGCUGGAUGAACGUUUACUAUAUCGUCAUUCUGGCAUGGGCCGUUUUUUACUUCUUCAUGUCUAUGAAAGCAGAUGUACCUUGGCGUUCUUGCAAUAACUUCUGGAAUACCGUAAAUUGUGUAAACCCAUACGAGCGCAACAACUUAAAUUGCUGGGAGGAUUCGAUAAAUGGAACAGUAAAGAAAAUUUGCUCUUUAGCCGCAGCAAAUAUCAGCACAUCAGAGUUAACAGAUCCAGUUAAAGAAUUCUGGGAACGUCGUGCACUGCAAAUUACCGAUGGCAUCGAACAUAUUGGCAGCAUACGCUGGGAAUUGGCGGGCACUCUGUUAUUGGUAUGGAUUUUAUGCUACUUCUGUAUAUGGAAAGGUGUGAAAUGGACAGGCAAAGUAGUUUACUUCACUGCACUCUUCCCCUACGUCUUGCUAACCAUAUUACUUAUACGCGGCAUAACCCUGCCAGGCGCAUUUGAAGGCAUCAAAUUCUACGUGAUACCGAAUUUUUCAAAGCUUACAGAAUCAGAAGUUUGGAUUGAUGCAGUUACACAAAUUUUCUUCUCUUAUGGACUUGGACUUGGCACAUUAGUUGCGCUGGGCAGUUAUAAUAAAUUCACGAAUAAUGUCUACAAAGAUGCCUUAAUUGUAUGCACAGUUAAUUCAAGUACAAGCAUGUUUGCUGGUUUUGUGAUAUUCUCUGUUGUCGGCUUUAUGGCACAUGAGCAACAAAGACCGGUGGCAGAAGUAGCUGCAUCUGGUCCUGGCUUAGCAUUUUUGGUAUAUCCAUCGGCGGUGCUACAAUUACCUGGUUCACCAUUGUGGUCUUGUCUGUUCUUCUUUAUGUUACUGCUUAUCGGGCUCGAUUCACAAUUCUGUACAAUGGAAGGCUUUAUUACGGCUAUAAUUGAUGAAUGGCCACAAUUGUUGCGUAAACGAAAAGAGAUAUUUAUAGCCAUCGUAUGCAUAUUGAGCUAUCUGGUUGGUCUGACUUGCAUCUCACAGGGCGGCAUGUAUAUAUUCCAAAUAUUGGACUCGUAUGCGGUUAGUGGUUUCUGUCUAUUAUGGCUGAUAUUCUUCGAAUGCAUAUCAAUUUCGUGGUGUUAUGGCGUGGACCGUUUCUAUGAUGGUAUAAAGGAUAUGAUCGGUUAUUACCCCAUGGUCUGGUGGAAGUUUUGUUGGUGUGUUACAACCCCGCUCAUCUGCCUGGGAGUAUUCUUUUUCAACAUAAUACAAUGGAAGCCGAUAAAAUAUUUAGACUAUAACUACCCUUGGUGGGCACAUGCGUUUGGUUGGUUUACUGCCUUGUCGUCGAUGCUAUACAUACCCGCUUACAUGUUUUGGCUAUGGAGACGAACACCUGGAGAAACAGGCCAGAAAAUUCGAGCGAUCGUACGAAUAGAUGAAGAUAUUAAGCACCUCAGAGAGAAAAUGCAGCAAGAUACAGCUAAAACAGUGGAACUUUAUACACUCUAAGGCAUUGUCUAAAUUAGCACCAUAUAGCAUUAAUUAAUAAUUUCCUAAUCAUUUAAUUACAAUACAUCAGAAUUAACGUAUUAAAAAUAAUAAGGUAUAUAAGUGUGUUAGUCAAUGAGUAUAUAUGCUUAUAUCAUUUAUCUUAUACAUUUAUAUAUGGGUGCAUAUAUACAUGAGUUCAUAAGCUAGUUUGUACAAUACUACUGAAAUUGUAAAAUAUGGCUCUUAGUACAUAGGUUAACCUAAACAAUGCUUAAAACGUAUUUUAACUGAAAAAAUGCUAAUAUUACGCAACAAGUGAUAGUAGCUAUGAAUGUUUCUUAACGAAAAUUUUAUAUAAGGUAUGAAUGUACAAACAUAUAGUAGUUGCAUAACUACCUAUUCGGGUUUCGGCCACUUGUAGGUGUGUUCGUAUUUGUUUAUUAUUACAAAAUACUUAAGUUUUAUUAUAAAACUAAAUUAAUAAUGUUUGUGUUGUUAUAUUUAUAAUUAUAUAAUUUAUACAAAUGUCAACUCUCCCAUCACUUGGUUGAACAGAUUUUAAAUGUUAUUUUAAUUGAUAUAUACAUACAUAUAUCAUUAUUAUGUUGGUUGAAUUGCAACUCGUGCUCUGUUUAGUUGGUAAGCAAUUAUAUUUAGAAAUCUCUGUCACUUACUUAGUAAAAUAUUAAAAAAUGUUUCAAA
Molecule: messenger RNA, 2493 nt
Organism: Zeugodacus cucurbitae (melon fly)
Lineage: Eukaryota; Metazoa; Arthropoda; Insecta; Diptera; Tephritidae
Product: sodium- and chloride-dependent GABA transporter 1-like
Exons: 11
Coding region: 1-1809 (602 amino acids)
Biological process (GO): sodium ion transmembrane transport
Cellular component (GO): membrane
Source: RefSeq, a predicted model, not a curated record